CAUCCCCCCCCCCCCCCCCCCCCAAAAAAAUCCCUCGCCUCCUCUUCCUCCUCCCCGAGCUCGAGUCCGAGAGCCUCCGAUUCGGCAGCGAUGGCGCUGGAGUGGGUGGUGCUUGGGUACGCGGCGGGAGCGGAGGCGAUCAUGCUGCUGCUGCUGACGCUGCCGGGGCUGGACGGGCUCCGGCGGGGGAUGAUCUCCGUGGUGCGGAGCGCGCUGAAGCCGAUGAUGUCGGUGGUGCCCUUCUGCCUCUUCCUGCUGAUGGACAUCUACUGGAAGUACGAGACGCGGCCCACCUGCGACGACGAGCACCACUGCACCCCGUCCGAGCACCUCCGCCACCAGAAGUCCAUCAUGAAGUCGCAGCGCAACGCGCUCCUCAUCGCCGCCGCGCUGCUCCUCUACUGGAUCCUCUUCUCCAUCACCUCCCUCGUCGUCAGGCUCGACCAGCUCCAGCAGCGCGUCGACAAGCUCAAGAAGCGGGACGACUGAUCUGAUCCUGCUACCCCUCCCUGAUUCAGCGCGUCGACUGACCUGACCGGUGGCUUCGCUGUUUCUUCCCUACUCGUUUGUGUUCUUAGAUAUAUCAUGUGAUGCGUGUUGCUGUGUUUUUUUGUAGUAUGGAUAUGGAUGCUUGAGAUCGUGAUGCGGAUUUGAGCGUUCUAUUAUUUGCUUCAGAUCUAGUUUGAGUAAAUUCUGGUCUUUUAUGCUACGAAGGACAUGAUACAUCAAUUUCUCCAAAAAAAAAAGUUGCAAAUGUGAGACUCUAGGUUAUUUUUGGAUUAGUGGGAAUAAUAGUUUUUACCUGUUUUAUCACGAAGGUCGAUGUGGGUUGGGUUUUGGUGCAAACAUUGGUAAAUGAUGCAAUGCAAACUCUCUAUAUCUUGGAGGAAAGCUCCACUUCUGGUUUUCA
Molecule: messenger RNA, 910 nt
Organism: Oryza sativa Japonica Group (Japanese rice)
Lineage: Eukaryota; Viridiplantae; Streptophyta; Magnoliopsida; Poales; Poaceae
Biological process (GO): endoplasmic reticulum to Golgi vesicle-mediated transport; intracellular protein transport
Cellular component (GO): endoplasmic reticulum; endoplasmic reticulum membrane
Source: RefSeq, a predicted model, not a curated record